Molecule: messenger RNA, 3187 nt
Organism: Amoebophrya sp. A25
Lineage: Eukaryota; Dinophyceae; Syndiniales; Amoebophryaceae
Source: the annotation of a GenBank genome assembly
GCAAUAGAAGUAGUUUUAUCGCAUAGAUACGUUUGUUUCUACUUGAGCAUUCAAAAUGGAGGACGAGGUUGAGCUUGGAGAUCCCAACUGUAGGGGCCACCGUUCGCACUGUGCAUCGCAGUGAAUUUUGACCGCUUUUCUACAGCGAAAAGUCGCGGUGCAGCUAUCAUUUUCCGAUCAACAUAUUGCCGUUGCUGCAGUCCUUGUCCAACCUCUUCUUUUUUGUAAAUUCAAGUUCUUUAUCGACAAUUCCUGCUAGUUAGUACGGACAACGAGGGCUGCGACAUCGUGACUGAGCCCUUCGAGUUGUCAUUCAGUGGUUCAUUUCACCACCAUUGUGGUGCUAGGUAGAAGACAAACAUCGUUCUUGCGCUACUUCUUCUGCUAAUAUCUUCAGAACUUACUACGUACACGUACGGUUCGUUCUACAAGCGUGGACGGCCGCGACGAAAACUAAAGCACAGGUCACAACCACAAGAAAAUUUACCUACAUCUUCUUGUAAAACUUAAACUUAAAAAGUUUGUUAUCUUGGAGACCAGCACGAAGGCGAAGGACAAAGAAAAUGGAUUCGCAGGACCGUUCAGGGUUCGCAGGGAGGUUGGCUGAGCCAAUCUACAACCUCACUCCGGAGAACUACGAUUCAUUACAUCGUGCCGUCAGUGAGCAUUUGUCCCAACAGAACCGCAUUAACUCGCCUGAAGGGGAGCAGGUACGUACUUACUAUAGGUCCAGUACUGAUACUCGAAGACGAACGUCUUCGAGAUUGAUGUGAUUGAGUUUGAAUUUACUCUCGUCCAUUAAGAAGAUAAUUUCCGUAGUUGUACCCAGCAUUCUACUUAUCUUGACAUGAUCGAAUUCGAAGGAUUUGCAUCUGUACUUCAAAGUCAUAAUCUUGAACGAAUCAAGCAUUAUAUUAUGAUAAUGAUCUUCAACUCAAACUCAUUCAUCUAGUCACCACUACACCUGCAUCCCACCCAUUUUUGCCAUUGAAUUCCAGAUGCCACGAUCGUCGAUUCCGGAAGGACAAAACUUCCGGAACUGGUCGCUCCAAGGAUUUAUGGCAUCAACUACACUCAUGCACGCAGAGAACACAGACAUUUGUUGCAGUUUCGACAAGUAAGUGAGUAGUGUCUGGUGACAGCCUCGCGUGCUAUAUUCCCCCUCACCCUCUAACACAAGCAAUAACAACAACAGCACGCUACAGGAAAGCUCGCUCCAACAAGAUGUUAGCAAAAAUCGAAGCUUGGGAUGUACUUUAAGUUUAGUAGAUCCUCUUGUUUUAAUAUGUCGACCAUGAUGUUCAUUUUACCAAGAAGUGUUUGAACGAUCAUUUUACAGUGUAAUCUCCUACUACAGCUUCCAGCGAAGAUUUGCAGCAACUAUUUCUUCGGAGUUCUGGCAAUCCGUUGGCAGCCUUGUUGCAGCAGCAGUUACUUACAAUGCGAUUGCAACAGAGUGGGAGUAGCGAGCCAAAUUUAGUGUUAAGGCUGACUUACACUCGGGUAGUUCAACUCGAGUGCUUGUUUGCUCAUCAAUAAGAGGAGAGCUUGACAAAAACAAGAACAUCAACGAGCUUGAUCCGAUCAUUGUUCGCAUCGCUUACCCUUGAUCUUCUGCUGGUACUUAAAGAUCUUGCCUUGUUUCUCACUUUUUCUAAUCCCUGGCCUCGGAACCUCUACUACUGCGAGUGGCGGGAAUAUCGCCACAACGGGCUUAUCUUCCUUCGUAAACGGAGCAGGACAAUCCGCAGAGGGGUCCCCAUUUUUGCAGAUGGCACCAUCAGCUGUCUCCUUGGCGUCUAAUGCGAGUCUGCAACCUUCGGGACAGGAGAGUCUGGUAAUCUUCAUAUCUUCAAUCGCACAGUCUCAGUCACCUAGUGAUCUUGAUGAUAUUUUUUAUGGAUUCGUCUCUUCCACCACCUUACAAAGAAACAAUUGCGUAGCUUCCUUUCCAUCCAAAUCACAAAAUACAUUAUUCAAACUUAUAACUACAGAUCGGAAGCGCUCCUCGUGUAGGUGCGUCCUCGUCUGGUAUGUGCGUUUUCGGGAAUUACGCUGCCAGUAGCUCAGAGCAACUGCAGGCCGCCAGCGGAUUUCCAACGGUAUCAGUGAGUUCUUCUUGAAGAUAUAUGCCUACUAGGUAUAGUACAUCAAGAUAACUGAGAUUAAUAAAUGUUCAUGAUGAAUGUAGCACUAGCAUAUUGAUACUCAUGCUUAUACUGUAGAAAAUUCAAACAAGGACUGCAAAAAUCCGCAGAACACAAACACUCGCCGCCUACUGCGCUCCUUUCGUGAAAACCUUCCCCAAUUGCGAGCAAAGAGCCCCGGGCGCCCUCCAAAUCCCCGCGCGCAUCUGCUGGCUGCUGCGGUGGACUCUGGAGGGGCGCGGGGAAUCGCAUGAAACGAACAGACCAAAAGCCAGAAAAGCCGAGGGGAAGCAAGUCGCGAAAGUCGCUAAGCGGAGCACUUCCAGGACUAGGAGGCAACACGCGCCGCCGCUUUUGUGCAGUUCUUCCCCGACUUAGCGCCCUUAUGAUUAUUGCGCAAUAACAAGAUAAACAAGAUAACUGAGUCUACUGCGACUGGCCUCGGAUUUGGUUAAGAUCUCCUCCUUUCCCAAUUGAACUGAAGAUUCUUAAAAAUCUGUCUCCGCGUCUUCAGGGUGUUCUCGGAAGCACUAGCACAUUGCCGAUGAUACCGCAACCUACGAGUUUUAGCGGUUUUUAUCCGGAGCUGCCUCAAGUAACGCCAGUAUACUAUGUAUUAUAUAUAACAGAGUAGUUUAUAGCACGCAUGGUGCAUGGAGUAGCAUGGAGUGCAUGGAGCGCAGAGCUUUAAGGGGCGCAAGAAGCUCCCCCUUUAGCUCCAUGCUACUCCAUGUGAUCCAUGCACUCCAUGCCAUGCGAGCUGUGAAACCUUAUAAAUUGCUCUGAUAUAAGUAUACUAGUACUUCUCUUUUAUGAAGUUCACCGUUAUACGGAACGACGUGCUACUUAUAUAUGCUACUUUUUUUUUGUUCAGAACAUACAAGAUACCAUGUUUGCCUUUUCUGUUUCUUCAACAUCAUGUAUUUGUGGCUAUGCACUUGAUGUGGCUGUUUGAUGUUCCUCCAUGAUCCAACAACCUGUCGAUACAACAACGAACACGACGCUUCAGAUCCCGCCAUGCAAUUUGUUGGGGGGUUUGA